Molecule: messenger RNA, 1078 nt
Organism: Raphanus sativus (radish)
Lineage: Eukaryota; Viridiplantae; Streptophyta; Magnoliopsida; Brassicales; Brassicaceae
Product: probable carbohydrate esterase At4g34215
Exons: 2
Coding region: 115-960 (281 amino acids)
Source: RefSeq, a predicted model, not a curated record
AGAAAGAGACAAAACAAGAAGACUAAGGAAGUAAACAUUAUUCUCUCGUGCAUCUUACUUCAACUUUGUCUUUAAUCGGGAUUUCUCGAUCUUUGUCUCCUCAUUUCGAAAACAAUGAACAAGAUCUUUCUCUACAUAGUUUUUCUUCUAUCUCCACCACAAAUCCAUUCCCAAAUCCUUCCACAAAACAUCAGCAUUUUCAUAUUGGCCGGUCAAAGCAACAUGGCAGGUCGGGGCGGCGUUUAUAACGACACAUCCAAAAACAUAAUCGUGUGGGACAGCGUAAUACCGCCAGAAUCUCGAUCAAACCCUUCCAUCCUCCGCCUCACGGCUAAUCUCGAGUGGGAAAAAGCUAAAGAGCCACUCCAUGCUGAUAUUGACGUUAACAAGACUAAUGGUGUUGGACCGGGGAUGUCAUUUGCAAACCGGGUGGUUAACCGGUUUGGUAAGGUAGGUUUGGUUCCUUGCUCUAUAGGUGGGACUAAACUAAGCCAAUGGCAAAAGGGUGAGUUUCUUUACGAGGAGACAGUGAAAAGGGCCAAAGCAGCUGUGGCUAGUGGAGGUGGCUCGUACCAAGCGGUUUUGUGGUAUCAAGGCGAGUCGGAUACGGACGAUAUGGUGGAUGCUUCGGAUUAUAAAAAGAGACUAGUCAAGUUUUUCAAUGAUCUUCGAAGUGAUUUACAACAUCCAAAUCUUCCUAUUAUUCAGGUGGCUCUUGCUACAGGCACAGGACCAUAUCUUGGGGCGGUAAGGAAAGCACAACUUGAGACGGAUCUUGAGAACGUACAUUGUGUUGAUGCAAUGGGCUUACCUCUUGAACCGGACGGUUUGCACCUGACCACAUCUUCUCAGGUCCGGCUUGGUCACAUGAUGGCUGAUGCUUUCUUGGCCAUUUCUAGUUCAGCAGAAUUAUUCUCUGGCUUGUCUGUCCUUGUUCUGUUUCCUCUAUUCAUUUUAUAGUAUAUUUUGGACCAACCUUAACAAUUUUGGAUACUUCAUGAUUCUGUUCCAAUUAUUGUAGAGGGAGGGAUUCUUGGAGUUUUACUAAACUUGAAUAAAGAUGGGCAAGUGUUCAAUC